Wyeomyia smithii (pitcher-plant mosquito) is the source of this 471-nucleotide messenger RNA. RefSeq lists its product as uncharacterized. Gene Ontology annotation, molecular function: zinc ion binding; nucleic acid binding. The transcript has a single exon. The record is from RefSeq and is a predicted model, not a curated record. The coding region runs from base 1 to 471 and encodes 156 amino acids. NCBI's taxonomy places the organism in Eukaryota, Metazoa, Arthropoda, Insecta, Diptera, Culicidae.
AUGUACUCGUGGACGUGUCUACUCGUGCGUUUGUUUGUACCGCGGGUGAUGAAUUGCACCAAAUGCAAGCAGUUGGGACAUACGGCCUCCCACUGCGGCAAUAAAGAGAGAUGUGGCAAAUGCGGAGAGCAACAUGCGGAUGACGCCUGUGAUAAAGACGCUGAAAAGUGUCUCCAUUGUGGGCAGACUCCGCAUGAGCUGUCCGUAUGCCCCGCGUACAAACAACGCCAAGACAAAAUCAAGCGGUCUCUGAAAGAGCGCUCAAAACGCACUUUCGCGGAAAUGCUCAAGGAGGCCGCUGCCACUAAACUGAUUUCCCCAAACCCCUACGAGGUGCUGUCGUCUGAUGAGUCUGAUUCUGACAGUUCAGUUGGGGAAACUGCUUUUGCCGAACCUGGAAAGUCUAGAAAAAUAAAAAAACCUCUCUUCCCCCAAACUUCCCCGGAAAGGACAGAGGAGAUCCUCACCUGA